Molecule: messenger RNA, 1843 nt
Organism: Colletotrichum destructivum
Lineage: Eukaryota; Fungi; Ascomycota; Sordariomycetes; Glomerellales; Glomerellaceae
Product: Putative peptidase M35, deuterolysin, metallopeptidase, catalytic domain superfamily
Exons: 4
Coding region: 301-1368 (355 amino acids)
Biological process (GO): proteolysis
Molecular function (GO): metalloendopeptidase activity
Source: RefSeq, a predicted model, not a curated record
CAGGACCUCUGGGAGUCUUGGUCGCACCUGGUUUCCCUCCUUCUAAAUGAAGGCUAGAAAGUAUCAGUUCAACGUCUUGCAAGGCAUGGAAAAGUCAGGUGUGACAAUCGCUCUUGGGAAUCCACCUUCUCGUCAUGGGAAUUCCUCCGGCGUGGCUUAUCUCGGCCCUUGCCAUCGAAGAAAGGUCAGGAGCGUGGAGUAUGAACCGGACCGAGUAUUAAAAUGUCCAGAAUGUCCCCGAUCAUCUAGACAAGAAGGAAUCUCCAGUCAGUGUUCACCGAUCAAGUCCACCGAUCAAAAAUGAUUGCCAAAGUCCUUCCUCUCGCCCUCCUCGCCGGUGCAGCCUCGGCCGCUUGCCCUCUCUCGGUCCAGAUUACUGACUCAGACAACCAUGUCGUCAACGUGGCGGUGACAAACACGGGCAACGAGACUGUCUCGGUCUUCAGGGGCAACACGGUGUUCAGUGAGCACGCUACCAAAGAUCUUUUGGUGACUGACGCUGAGGGCAACGCACUUCCGUUCGAGGGCAUCUACGUCAACUACAAGCGUACAGGCCUUGCAGCCAGCUCGUUCCAGAAGAUCGAGGCCGGCCAAACGAUCACGGUUUCCGUCAACCCGGCCAGGAGCUACAAGCUUCACGGCAUCUCGCAGGCCAAGGUCACUGCGAUCCAGGGCUUCCGCUACGCAACGGGGGCCAGCACGCCUUCUUCCAUCAAGGAGUUGUCUCUGUGCGCGGACGUCCUGUCGGGCGAGGUGGACGUCACCCCCGAUCAAUCCUCUGUUGCUAAGCAGCACAUUUCGUACAAGCGCGAUGUGCCCGUCUCGUCUCGCAUCCAGAAGCGCGCGAUCACGUACUCGUCGUGCUCCACCUCGCAGACUACUGCUCUGAAGACUAGCGUCACCGACGCCAUCUCCAUGGCCAAGGCCGCUUACACCGCCGCCAACACCGCCGCCUACUACUUCACCACUUGGUUCAUCUCGACCUCCAACGAGGCCAAGGUGCGGACCAUCUACAACAGCGUGGCCAACGUGCAGACCACCUCGCCCAAGAUCUCGUGCACCGACACCUACAGCGACUGCACCGACGGCUCCGCCCUGCUGUACACCGUCCCCUCGGCCAACGUCAUCGUGCCGUGCCCCAACAACGGCUUCUGGGACUUCCCCGAGCUCGCGCCGCAGUGCUCCGGCGACGACUACGACAGGGCCGGCAGCAUGCUGCACGAGAUGACGCACCUGUACGGCACGACCGACUGGGCCUACGGCCCGACGGCCGCCAAGGCGCUGUCGGCGACCAAGGCCGCCGCCAACGCGGACACGUACGAGAUGUACGCCGAGAGCGUUCGUCUUGGUGGCUGCACCACUGGCUAAAUAUCUGAGGUCUGCGUAUCAAAGGUGUCUGGAGGUGAUGUGUGAGGGGUUCGCUUGAUGCCAUACAGGUUCCGUUGAAGUACCACUUUGGCUGGUAUCUCCCGUGGGUUCACAAGGGCUGUCUACCUCGUCACUGGGCUUGUUCGGAGAGGACUACAUCUUGUUCUGCAGGAGUAUUGAACCCACUGCCUCCACACCUACACUCAUAUUUACGUGCAAUAUUUAACCCGUAUACCUACAAAGCAAGACUAAGUGCUGGAUCAUAGUGCUCACAGUGUGUGGCUUGUUGAAAGCCGAAUGAACAGGGUCCCAGGAAACAUUGUCAGUUCUGCGAGAAAAGAACAACCUGCUUAUCUCCUUCUCUUUCCCGCAAGUGCCAUUAUCUCACACAUGUCCUUCUCAACUAUCGAUAUUCGAUUGAUUCGACAAGGACGUGGAAAGCUGUUCAUCGCCGUCAUUUCCUCUCUCAUCCAGU